Messenger RNA from Echinococcus granulosus, 339 nucleotides. RefSeq lists its product as hypothetical. The coding region runs from base 1 to 339 and encodes 112 amino acids. The transcript is spliced from 4 exons. Lineage: Eukaryota; Metazoa; Platyhelminthes; Cestoda; Cyclophyllidea; Taeniidae. The record is from RefSeq and is a predicted model, not a curated record.
AUGACUAGACAGAAAGAUGGAACAAAGAGAUACGCCACUUUGGGAUGUAAAUUAAUUUACGUGGUUUUCAACUCAUUUUCUCUCCUUCACUUUGAAGUUGCAGUUCUGUUUUCAAAACCACUGACGAAAGUUGAGUUGACUGUUCUAGAUUAUUUCACGACUACAAUUUUCGCAAUCACUCUUAAUGGAACCCACUCAUCAGGCAUUUUGACGACAAAUGAAGUGAUUUUUAAUUCUGAUUUUGUUGUUAAUAAAUUCGCAUUUGGUUCACGAAAUUCAAAAUGUGUUCAAGUUGAUGAGCAUGCUUCAUUUUAUCUACAAUCUAUUCAAAACAGUUAA